This is a messenger RNA of Brenthis ino (lesser marbled fritillary), 4050 nucleotides long. The record is from the annotation of a GenBank genome assembly. Lineage: Eukaryota; Metazoa; Arthropoda; Insecta; Lepidoptera; Nymphalidae.
AUGAACAGUUACUAUGUGAUGAUGUCGCGUCUUAAUAUGAAUAUGGCAAUUUACCCUCAUCAGGUAUUGCAAAAAGACGUGGAAUGCCACGGCCGGAUCGUAAGCUCGGUGGUACGACUGUGCGGAGGCGGUGACGUCGCACGUGCGCUGGAACGACGCUGGCACCACCUGUACCUGCGGGCUAUUGAGUGGCAGUGCCAUCUUGAAGCCUGUCUCGCUAAGACUGAUAAUCAGAACUGUGUGCCAAUAGAAGUAGCGAGUGAUAGCGACGACGAGCCAGCUCUCAAACAGCCGAGGUUGAGUAGACGUGGGUCGCCGAGAAGACAGCGUACACCAGUAAAUGCUAAACAUAGGGACAGUUCUGAAGACAGCCGGCAAUCUGCCUCUGAGGAGGAACAAGAAUAUGCAGUGAGGUUCACGUGGCGCGGUUUCGGCUCGGACUGCGAGUCCGAGUUGGUUCGCGACAGGGACACAAUGGCGGACGCCAGAGUGCCGUCCGUUGAGAACAUUGACAGUCGGCAGACUGACCAGACUGUGCCUGGAGACCAGGUUGAUGGUGUAAACACACAUGAAUGUCUCAAAGUCGAAGAAAUCCCAAAGGAAAUGAAAACUCCACCGACUGUAGUCAAACGAAAAAAACCCGUAGACACUUCUAAAUUUAAUCAAUCCGAUAGAAAAUCAAAAAAUUGUGCCACGUUCUACUUUAGACAUCACGACACGGAUUCGGACAGACAGAUGAUCGAGGAUGAGAAAUCGCAAACGGAAUCGUCUGAAGAAGAAUGGACUUACGUCGAUGGUCCGAAAAUAGCGAAUGAAGAUUCAACGGAUAUAAUGACAUCUUCAGUUGAAAUUCAAUGCGAAAUGCCCUUAGACCAAAAUAAAGACAAAUCAUCGCCGAAACCAAAGUUAGAAUCGUCUACACCAGACCUUAUACGUGUUGAUCAAUCUUCAAGAUGUAAAGACAUAGAGAGAUUAGUGAUUGAAGCUGAAGAACUUGUUCAAAAACAACAAUUAGCAAAGAAAAAAGCAUCUAGAAGUUUAAAACCGUUAAUGUUUGAAGAGGAAGGCAAAACUGUUAGUCGUGCGAAAAUGUCACGCAUCAAGGAAUGGUUGAAUCAAAGUACAGACGAAAAAAAUGAUAGCAAUCAGGGAACAGAAAGCUAUGACGCAUCAGGUGAAUACACAACAGAAAGUGAAGUCGACACAUCGUUUACGUGUGAAGACAGGAACAUACACUCGUCUAUGGAUAUGAGCACGUCCACUUGUACCGUCACGCCGACCCAUCAUGCUAAGGUGCAACUGCGCAAGAAGCGUAACAACACUAGCGCUCGGCCGUGGUCCGUCUCGUGCCUGUCGCAACUCAACGCGGGCACAUCACUAGCGGCCACGCCCACUAACGACACCAUGCACAAUAUGUCGAUAUCGGAAUCCGCCUUGAACACACUCGCUUCACCGCAAAGAGUCACGCCAGGGAAUUCUAGCUCCAAGCUGCGCGGUAGUUCCACUACUGUACAGGGUCACAUAUCAAGCACAAAUACAAUGACGGAAGCGUGCACGUCCUGCGUCGAAGCAAACGACAAACAAUGUUGGUUGCGACGAAAACGUCUUAAAUUACGACGAUACAACAAUAAUACAGCCCGAAGGGAGAGAUUGGUCAAGUCUUUGUCGUUUUGUGGGAGAUUGAGUCCUGAGAUCGAGGAUAAGAAUGAGAGGAGUGCAGCGAGUGAUCCCGCUACUAGCAGGAAGAAUAGGUUCGAUACUACGUCUACAUCUGGAAAUGACAGCGACGAGGAACUUAUCAAACAACAACUAGCAACAAUCGCCAAUUUACGUAGGAGUAUCGAAAAAACCCACAUUUCUAAAGACGAUAGUGCCAUUCCAGAACAAAAUGAACAAGAAACAGUCACGCCUAGCUUUAAAUUGGGUCCUGAAGGAGGAUCAGUUAGGCCGCGACUAACAAAAAGUAUGGAAAGAGAAAGGACUUUCUUGUCAUUAAGUCUGGGUGAUCCCAGUCAGAUGUGGGACCUUUGUGUGGAUAAAGACUCGGAUGUAGACAAAAGUGUGACCGCCGGCACGGAGGGACAUAGCUCGUUUUCGGAGCAGGCGUGGGAUUUUUAUCAGGAAAAAUACAAUUCGGAACCGUAUUCUGAAGCGCCAGAUUCGGACGCCGCUCGACGCCUAUUAGAAUUCGGAGAUGAUUAUAGAGCGUUCCUCGACUCGCAGUCGGACUGUUGCUCAAGUUUAUCUGCUCAACCAGAAUAUGACCAGAGUCCAAGUGGCACUCGCCGCAGAAGACCACCUUCAGAUAUGUCAAGGGAAAGAAGCCUGCCAAGAUACAAAAGACCGACAAAGACUUCUCCAAUAGAUACACCUUCACGUAAACCCAAAAAAUCCAUGUCUAGUGCGGAGCGUAAAAAGUCACUCCUAGACAGUCUAGAAAGAUCUAGAAACAACACCAGCGUAGAAAGUAAUGAAAGCAUCCGACGACGAAAACCUUCGGAGAACGACAGAAAGAAUACCAAACGUUCGCCGGAAUUCGAUCUCCUAAACAUUCAAGCACUAAGCCGCAGACGUCACAGCUCAAACUUAACUAGCGACGAAAUCAACAGUUCAUUAGAAUACACUGAAGUCAACAAUCGACCGGAUAUACUUGACUCUUUGAACCGACGACGCAAAGAGGACGGAGAGUCAGAACUACAAAAGGUCGCGUUAUCCGAACUCCGUCGGUCAACAGAAAGUACAGAAUCGAAUUCCGAACGCGAGUCUUCACCGAAGUUGAGACGGAGUUGGGGCGAUUCGGAUUCGGAAUCCGAAGAAAUCCGAUCGCUAGUCCGAAGGUCGAGCACGCAACUGGAAGUGACGGAGGCGAUGAUGUCGAGACAUGACGCGUCGCCCGACCUGCUGCGGUCGUUCGACUACACGGAGGUGGUAUCGCGUUGCCGCGAAAACAUCAAUCUAUUGGAAGUGGCUCUCACUGAUGGAUCUCUAUCUCCGGCCUUACAGAGAGACGUCAGAGCUGUAUCAGCAAGAUGGUCAGCUCUAAGAGCAGCAGCAAUACGUCGCGGCGGCGCUCGUCGCUUGCGUCGCGAGAUCGCUGCCUUGAGAGAAAGUCUUGAUGACAUAUGCGAGCCUGGCGACUGCGCCCCGCAGCCUCACACCCGGGCCCAAUUACAUAGACGAAUUGAGGAGCUUAAGGAACGUCUUUCGCGUCUGCUAGAAUGCAAAGUGUCAAUGCUAAAGCUGACGGUCUCCGUGCGACGCGCGCUCGGCGAGAUGGAGUCAGAUGACAGCGGGCUCACAACCGACCUGACAGCUUUGUUAGCCGCUUGGGACGAUGCUCAUCAACGCACAUCAAACGAGUUACUGUCAUUAGAAAAGGCAGUGUCCGCGUGGGCGGAAUGGGAGAGUGCAUUGAGGGAGUUGCAAGGCGCAUUACGCGGUGACCUCGCAACGCUCCAAGCGCUAAAAGACCGCGGGGCUGCUUUGGCGGACCACGCGGAACUGACAGCUCAUGUCAGGCAGUUGGCUGCGUCUUUGAUUGAUAAAAAGAAGGGCGGCUCGACCUGCGACUCGCUGUCGGACUCCGGCAUCUCGGACGGCGACAGCGACGCGGCGGGCACGCGCGCGCGCCGCCUGUGCGCGCUGCGCGAGCUGGCGCGCCGCCUGCAGGCCGCGCUCGCGCCCAACUCGCCCGCGCACAGGGCUAUUGCUAAGCGCAUGGAACAAACUGAGAACGAAGUGAAAUGUUUACAAGAAUCUUGCCGGGCUUUAGUCGAGCAAAACAUCCCAGACCUGAAAAUUGAUGAAGUCUCACGCGAUCACGUUAUCGCCGUGUCAAAUAAUAACACGGGCGCAGGCGAUCCGGACUACAAUCCUCGUAGUAGUUGGGUAUGGCGCGUACUUCGAUCCUCAAUUCCCAUACAAUUAUGCCUCGUGGCGAUACUUCUAGCAGCUUGGUUGGUGGAACGACCGAGAUGUUGCGACGCCCUCAACUCACUCGCGCAAACCUUGACACCGCAGUUACGUUACGUUCGUGGACCUCCGCCAGUG